Molecule: messenger RNA, 2766 nt
Organism: Clunio marinus
Lineage: Eukaryota; Metazoa; Arthropoda; Insecta; Diptera; Chironomidae
Source: the annotation of a GenBank genome assembly
AUGUUAAACGAAAAAAUCGAUGAUUUAAAAGAAGACGAAAUCAGCUGCGCAUCAUGUUUAAACGGUUUGGAAAAUGAGGAAUUUAUUACAGCACUCGGUCAAAAUUACCACAUCGACUGCUUUAGGUGCUCAGCAUGUGAUUGUUUAAUGUACUAUUCCAAUUUCUACUUCGAGAAAGAUGGAUUAUUAUUUUGUAAAGAUGAUUAUUGGCGGAAGUUUGGUGAAUGUUGUCAGGAGUGUGGGCAGUUGGUGUCGGGGCCGAUAAUGAUAGCUGGUGAUCAUCGAUUCCAUCCUGAGUGCUUCUGUUGUAAAGUGUGUGGAUCUGUGAUUGGUGAUGGCGAUUCCUAUGCACUCAUUGAACGUUCACAAUUAUAUUGUGGAUCUUGUUAUAAAAGACAAAUUCCACCUAGUCAAGUCCAACAUCAAGUACAUCCCGAGCUGAGGUCAACCACCGUUACCAUCAUUAAAAAACCACCACAUUCAAUUCGACUCGUUGAAAUUCCAUGGCGAAGUGAGAAUAAAAAUUCAAUUCGAUUAUCAGUUGAUGAUGAUUCGUCGGGUACUUCAAGUGGCACAAGAUGCAGAGGUGUAAGAAUUUCUGAUUUGUUUUGCUCAAUUUAUGGGCGAUGGGGAAAAUAUUUUUGUUCCAUGGUAGAGCCAACAUUUGCUGACUUAUGUUGUGCUGGUGGGGGUGGUGGAAAUUCGAGAUUGGAUGAAAACCCAGACUUGAUGGCGCUUCAUGUUGGUGACCGUGUUAUUGAUGUUAAUGGGCAUUCAGUUAGUGGAUCAUCAUCAGUCAAAGACAUUCAAAAAAUCAUUGACGACACAGAUCGAAUUUUACAACUCACAAUCGAACACGAACCAAAUACUGUGACAAGAAGGAAUCCAAUUUCAGGUGAACUUGAGUUUCUAACGACUCAAGCGGUGAGUAGAAAUGCUUCGUCGUCGUCAAUUAAUCCAUCAGAAUGCUUGAUGCCACCACCACCACCUAAACUUGAUAAAGCAAGAAUAGCAAUGAGAAUGGAUGAAGGAUACAUGAGUGGAACACCAAAGAAGUUCAAUAAACUUCAACGCGCUCAAAAGCCAACACAAAAACAUCAAAGAAAGUUCAAUUGUCAACAGUCGUCGAAUUCUUUACGUGAUGGAAAAGAAAGAAGCUCAAGUAUGUCGAAGUUGCUGUUGGGACAAAAUGCAGCACCUGAAACACAUCAAAUGUAUGAUCUCUCAAGAACGAAAAGUUUUCGCGUUGAGCCACCGAAUGGCACGCACAAUCAGAGAAUCUUUCGUGCAAGCGACUUGGUUAUUGGGGAGAUGUUGGGUCGUGGAUUCUUCGGUCAAGUUUACAAAGUCACACAUAAAGAAACAAAGGAAGUUAUGGUUCUGAAAGAAUUGUAUCGAUGGGUUGAUGACGAUGCACAAAGAAACUUUUUAAAAGAAGUUGCCGUCCUACGUUCAUUACAUCACAAAAAUGUUCUUCGUUUCAUUGGAGUUUUGUACAAAGAAAAGAAACUUCAUUUGAUAACAGAAUUCAUCAGUGGAGGUACUUUAGCUGAUUUACUUCAUAAUGAAACGAAGCCUGAAGUUCCUUUGACGUGGACGGAGAGAAUUCAUUUUGCACGUGAUAUAAGUAUGGGUAUGAGUUACUUACACUCAAUGAACAUUAUUCAUCGUGAUUUGAACUCUCACAAUUGUUUGGUGCGCGAUGGAAAUGAUAAAACUGUUAUCGUUGCUGACUUUGGAUUAGCAAGACUUUGUCGUCAUAAUCCGAGCGAGGGAGCGAAUGGAACAGUCAUAAAUCGAAAGAGUCAGAAAGAAAGACGAAAACGUUACACUGUCGUUGGUUCGCCAUGGUGGAUGGCACCGGAAAUGCUGAAAGGAAACAAAUAUGAUGAGAAAGUUGACGUGUUUUCAUUUGGAAUUAUUAUGUGUGAGAUUAUUGGACGUGUUCAAGCCGAUCCCGACUAUAUGCCACGAACUGAUGACUUUGGUUUGAAUCAAAUGAAAUUUACGGAAGUUUUUUGCAAGCAAGACGAUCCGUGUCCGGAACUUUUCUAUCAGAUUGCUUUUCAUUGUUGUGAUCUUAACCCGGAUCGAAGGCCAUCAUUUAAAGCACUUGCUGAAUGGUUUGAUCGUCUUGCAAUCCAUGGUGCCAUACUUGGAAGUCAUCAUCAGCCACCAUCUGAUCUCAUGUGGGAAAUUAAGAAUUUCCAUGGUGAAGCAAGUUCAAGUUGCAACACACCGGAAGUGAGUGAGAAAAGUUCAGUUGCACAACCAAGCUUCACGAUUGUACCAUCGAAUGAUGAAACUGAUUCAUCACCAUCUCCUGAGAAAGAGAAAGUGCCUGAAAUAAUAACGCGAACAAUGUCACCACAUCUUGCCAAAGACUUCACUCCAAAUGGUGAUCGAAUUCGCGACAGUUGGCGUGCAAAACGAAAACAAAAGAUUCGCGAGAAUCGUCAGCGUGUGAAGAAAACUUUGGAUAUUCCACCGUCAGACGUUCACAAGAAGCCAGCGAGUGUCAAUAACACGUGAAUGUGUUGUGACGUUGAGUGAGAAGGCGGAAAUGUUAAUCUGUGAUACUUUUAAUAAUUUUAUCUUCUUUUUAUUUUUAUUUUUUGUGUUUAUUAUAACGAACAUGUGAGAAAAGAAAAACUAUUUUGAUUAACUUUCAAAUCUAUCCACAAUAUGAAUAAUCGCAGCGUUUUUCUUCGAAUAUUUUUGCAUUCCACUUAAAACUUUUAUAUUUUGGCUUUGAAAUCGAAAAAC